Messenger RNA from Trypanosoma cruzi, 573 nucleotides. Its product is annotated as ADP-ribosylation factor, putative. The transcript has a single exon. NCBI's taxonomy places the organism in Eukaryota, Euglenozoa, Kinetoplastea, Trypanosomatida, Trypanosomatidae. Bases 1 to 573 code for a protein of 190 amino acids. Gene Ontology annotation, biological process: vesicle-mediated transport; intracellular protein transport. Gene Ontology annotation, cellular component: cytoplasm; Golgi apparatus. Gene Ontology annotation, molecular function: GTP binding; GTPase activity. The record is from RefSeq and is a predicted model, not a curated record.
AUGGGCGCCUGGAUCUCUCAGCUAAAGGCCGCGUUGGGCUUUUUACCAGCUGACAAAAAAAUCCGUGUACUUAUUUUAGGCCUCGACAAUGCGGGGAAGACGUCUAUUUUGUACCGUCUGCAGUUGGGCAAUGUCGUGUCCACCGUUCCUACAGUGGGGUUUAACCUGGAGACGAUGAAUUACAAGAACAUAUCGUUUGAGGUGUGGGAUUUGGGCGGCCAGGCGAACAUUCGGCCUUUUUGGCGCUGUUACUUCACUGACACGGAUGCCAUUAUUUACGUUGUGGAUAGUAGUGACAAGGAUCGCAUGGGGGUCGCUAAGCACGAGUUGUACAACCUUCUAGACGAGGACGAGCUGCGAGAAAGUCUACUGCUUAUAUUUGCCAACAAGCAGGACACGAUGGGUGCGGCGAGCGAAACUGAGGUUGCGCAGCUGCUCGGGGUCGCAUCUUUGACGAAUCGCACCUGGACAAUUGUGAGGAGCAGCGCAAAGACCGGUGAGGGACUCAUUGAGGGGAUGGAUUGGCUCUGUGACAAGCUUCGCGAGCGAGGCACCGUCAGCAGCACCUUGUAG